Molecule: messenger RNA, 1078 nt
Organism: Durio zibethinus
Lineage: Eukaryota; Viridiplantae; Streptophyta; Magnoliopsida; Malvales; Malvaceae
Source: RefSeq, a predicted model, not a curated record
AUGUUUUACCAAUUUGUAUCAAACUUAAAAUUAUGCACACAAACUUUGUUUUGAUCGCCAAAAGUACUAAACUUCCAUAUAGGACUUGUUUUCUGCACCUCGACCUUCGCUAAUCAAGGAGAAAGAGAUCAUGGAAAAGAGCAAAUUUGUCAAGACAGACCAACCAGCAGCAAACAUGAUGGAGCGCCUUCCUCAGGAGAUCAUCCUUCGGAUAUUAUCCAGGCUUCCUAUAACAUCUUUGGCGCAAUCAAAGUUAGUUUGCCGAGCCUGGCGAAGCUUAAUACAAGAUCCUCUUCUUGUUAGUCAGCAUUUCUCUCAGAUGGCUGAUAAUGAUCCAAGCUUCAUCUUACAAAGCCUUUGGCGUGCCUCGUGUGGUCAGCUUUACUUUACAGAUUUCUCUGAUCGUAGCGAACUAAAGGUGAUCUCAAUGAAACCAGACAAUUCCUCUAUGCUUAUGUCUUUGGUAAAUUCAUGUAAUGGCUUGCUAUGCAUGCGUGAUUCGCGAGGCAUAUACAUAUGCAACCCCUUUACUAGGCUUUCGAUAGAGCUCCCAAAAUUCAUUAAAUAUCCACCAGAAUUGGGACUCUUGGAAUUUGGUUUUAAUCCAACCAAAAAAGAAUACAAGGUGAUCCAAAUAUUAUAUCGACCAAAAUUUGAAGAAAGAGACCGUCCUUAUGUUAAUGAAUCUACUUUGGUACAAUCUGAGGUUCAUGUUCUAACAAUUGGAAGCCCCAGUUGGAGAAAUUUAGGAAUGAUUCCUUGCUGUUUCCUUUGGCAACCAUCACAGGUUUUGGUCGGAGGCAGACUUCAUUGGCUUUCUAAGCCUAACAAAUACACCAGAGCCAGCCGGAUCAUAUCCUUCGACCUAAGAACAGAGAAAUUUCAGGAGUUCCCCCCUAAACCUGAUUGCUGUGGCUUAAAUAGGUGUUUCCAUCACCUGGUGGUCUUACGAGGUUGUCUCUGUGCAGCUGCUUAUCAUGAUAACGACAAACUGGAGAUUUGGGUCAUGAAGGAAUAUGGUGUGAAGGAGUCUUGGAUCAAGGAAUUUACCAUUGGAACCUACUUGCCAACAACAUAG